GCUCUAUAUGCCAGCAAGCAAUGUUGUCAGGCUUCACCUUCAAAAUAACACAGCCAUCUGAUCUGAGGGGCAAGUUUUCAGUUUAAAUCUAAGAGCACAUCUCUUCCAGAAAUGGACUACUUGAUCAGGAAAACCAAGGGAAGGGUUUCUGGACAAACAAAACCUGCAACAGGGGGAGAGGCCAGCAGUUCCACAGAAAGAAGAAUCCCAGUACACAAGACCGAGUCAGAGAAGUCGAGGAUAUGGUUCGGUAGACAGUUCUCAAGGCAACCUGAUCGAGAUUCUGAUUCAAUGGCGAUUGACCAAGCAGCUGCUGUCGCUGCUGCUGCAUUUGCCAUUGUUGCGUCAAAAAGGCAAAGCUUCUCGGAACCUAACAGGGAAAUGUUGGAGGAAGCUCCACAUCAAUCUUCUCCGAUACGAACUGAGAGCAAAAGACUUGGUAUUACUAGUUUCCAAAAUCUCAUAAACUAAUAAUAUAUUACUAGAUGCUUUGAUUUCGUUUUCUUCGAGGCAAACUAAUCAAUCAGCUGGUUCAAAUCAGGCUCUCAUCAAUGAAAAGGACACCAACAUUUGCUGAUAAGCCUGCUUCAUCAAUGAAGAAAGCUCCAAGAUUUUCUGAAAACCCUGUUUCGUCAAUGAAAAGGGCACCAUCAUUCAUGGAGAAACCUGUUCUAUCCAUGGAUGGUAAGAGGAAGGACAAAAUCGAUGAAUCACAAGUUGAACAGCCCUCCAAAAGACCUGAAAUUUCCAUGGCAAAACCCGAUGGAACUAUUAACCCUGCAAUCCCACCUUCUAAGCCUUCCAAAAGGACUGGGAAUGUUGGAGAGUCAGCAGCAGAUGCCUGGGAGAGGGUUGAAUUGGAGAAGCUGAAAGACAAGUAUGAGAAGGAAGAAGAACAGAUUGUCUCCUGGGAGAGUGAAAAGAAAGAAAAAGCUAAACAUCGACUUGACAAAACUAGUGAACCUGAGAGGACAAGGUUGAAAGCAUUGGAAAGGUUUCAAAGUGACAUGGACACUGUCACUCAGAUUGCAGAAGCAGCCAGAGCAAAGAUAGCUAGGAAGCAGAAGAAGGAAGAGUUGAGAGUGAAAAAGAAAGCAGACAUAUGUAGAAGCACAGGCCAAAUUCCAAGAAGUACAUGUUUCUGCUUCUGAGUGUCAGCCGUUACAUGGCGCUUUGUUGGGUUGAGGUUGAAUUAAUAUGCGUAAAUAAAGUCUAAAUAAACACUUAUUUCAUGGUUGUAUAUACAUAUAUCGAUAGAUUGAAUCUUUGUAAGACUAUGUUCUUUGUGUUGAACAAUAUUGAUAAAGAAGCAAAAAAUCCAUUACAAGAAGAAUGAUGAUAAAGGUUAAUGUUUGCUGCCAAAAUAGGAAAAUUUAAAUCAAAGUCGGUGUAAGCAGCACCAGCCAUCAACUACACAAAAUAGAUCCUUGCAAGUAU
Molecule: messenger RNA, 1437 nt
Organism: Linum tenue
Lineage: Eukaryota; Viridiplantae; Streptophyta; Magnoliopsida; Malpighiales; Linaceae
Source: the annotation of a GenBank genome assembly